This is a messenger RNA of Styela clava, 973 nucleotides long. NCBI's taxonomy places the organism in Eukaryota, Metazoa, Chordata, Ascidiacea, Stolidobranchia, Styelidae. The record is from RefSeq and is a predicted model, not a curated record.
GUAGAAAUAGUAUUGAUAGAACAAUUGCAUGCGGUCACUGGGGAGGAUUUUGUGCUCGGAAUAAAAUUAAUCUGCAAUGGAGGUUUUGAAGCUGUUGUUCAUGUUCAUUGGAUUUGCCACAACAGUCGAUAUCUCUGUGAAAGUGGAAUUCAGAGGCAGUGCUGUGAUGACGUCAUACCGUCAUGAGGAAAAGAUCACGGCAAAGAAUGAGCAUGAAUUGAGAGAGAAAUUGGCUAAAACGCUGGAAAAUACGUUGCUGGACAAACAGAUAGAUGAAGUCACCAUAACAACCGAAGUUUACCAUGGCAACAAGGUUCAUUCAACCCAAGUCACCAAGUUUGACGCAACAACUCCGAAUGGACUGGAUGACACGACUCUUGUUUCCACUACAAAUGAUAAUGACAUCACUAAGGCCGUUACGUCCCUUGCAUCAAGAAAUACUACGGAAUUUCGUGACGUCACAACAACAACUGUUCUUGAAAAUGUGUUCACAACUCGAUCGAUCACUUCUAUUGCUUCCACUCAAUCGUUUCAGGAGUCGACUUUGACUGCGAACACAGAAAAGUGCGACGUUUCUUACAAGUCGAAAUGUUUUCGAGUUAUUGUUAAAGACAAAAGGAACGUCACUUUGGGCGUUGCCAAAUCUCUUUGCAAAAACAAGCUGGCUAAUAUUUAUGACGUCACACACCUCAACCUACUGAAAGAUUAUUUACGCCCAAUGAUUCCUGAUCGGCGAAAAUGGAUUGUAGUUCGUACUGGAAUGAGUUACAAGAACGGCACACUUUAUUCGGUGAAUGGUCGAGUUCCGUCUCUGUCCAAUGAGGCGUGGGAAACUAGAUUUCCGCGACCCCCCUAUACAUCAAGAACAGCUAUUGCUGUACGUGUCUUUCAAAACCAAUCGUACAAUGGAGGAAUUCGCAAUACCUAUCCUUCCUAUUCACAUCAUGGAGCCAUCUGUGAAAAUGAUUUCUAA